Messenger RNA from Danaus chrysippus (African queen), 1311 nucleotides. The record is from the annotation of a GenBank genome assembly. NCBI's taxonomy places the organism in Eukaryota, Metazoa, Arthropoda, Insecta, Lepidoptera, Nymphalidae.
AUGACACACUAUACACAAUCUGUGUUCCGAGUCAGUCCCGCGUCGACUCUCGUCGGGUCCGCACGUCUCUUGAACACAUUACCCGUGCGUCAGUCAGCGAUGCACGAUCUCAAACACGCGGUCAAUAUUGACAUUAUACUAUGGGCUGCCACGGAAGGCGCGGGAUACAGUUGUCCCUAUGGCCAGAAUUGUUUAUAUGAGCCUGCGCCCCCUGGACGCGCUCCAGCCUGCGCACAACCUGGUCUUACAUACUGCCUGCAUCCUGACCCAUAUCCAGAGAAGGUGAUCAGGAAACUGGUCGAAGCCGGUCAGUACGACAUCCGCACGUUGCUGUCCGACGAGUCUCGCGACAACUUCCAAGACAAUAAAAAGACGACUUACCCUUACGGAUACGGACCAAACUCAUUACCACACGUCGACCAGAUAUCACUCGUCGACGAAGGACACAAAGAUUACAACACCAAGUACCACAAGUACAACCAAGAUAUAUUUUCUGAGAAAGCGCCCCUCCAGCCUCCCUCUGCCGCAGAUCCAACCCCGUACAACAUCAAAGCCUAUCAGGCAGCCAAUUAUUCCAAGUUCGGCUUCCAAGGAUAUUCAUCACCAACUUUCUGGGAUCCCUCCAUAAACCAGUUCCAGUAUGAGAACCGACGGCUUCGAGAAAACGAGAAUCUGAACCUUUACAAUCCGAAUUACUUCAACGGCCCGCUGUAUCAGAACUACGAGUCGAAUUGGUUGAGAGCGUCUAGCGGCGUGACGCAGUACAAUCCCAGCGAAUGGUGGAAGUAUAUAUCACCGUCUCGAUCAAACGCGGAGGUGUCCAUCCAACGUUCAAUCACCUUCCCUACACGAACCACCACCAGCCGACACGACAGACGAAGACGAAAUACAGAACUAGUUAAGGCUGCGGAGAAACGGACUUUGACCGGGGCGGAGGCUUUGAGGAUCGCUCUUGGACUGGCUAAUGAAGACUCAUCAGCUGAGCGUCCUCGACGCCAGGCGUCAUCAGGUGAGGAGUUGUGUCGAGUCCGGACACAGUUCAUCAAUCCUCGAGCCGCUCUCAACAACAAGGGCAGUUGGCGCUACGUCGUCAACAUGCCUGAUAACAUGACGCAACUAGUACGAGCUGAGAUAUGCGCGUCAACAGAAUGCAGUGGGUUAUGCACCAUACCUCUCGGCUAUACUUCUAGAUGCGAACAAAAGUAUAUACAGAAACGUUUGGUGGCGUUGGAGUCGAGUGGACAGAACCUGUACACCGACGUAUUCUGGAUCCCGAGCUGCUGCCAAUGUACAAUCAUGAACAAUAAUUAA